Molecule: messenger RNA, 1554 nt
Organism: Macrosteles quadrilineatus (aster leafhopper)
Lineage: Eukaryota; Metazoa; Arthropoda; Insecta; Hemiptera; Cicadellidae
Product: sodium channel protein Nach-like
Exons: 11
Coding region: 1-1554 (517 amino acids)
Biological process (GO): sodium ion transmembrane transport
Cellular component (GO): membrane
Molecular function (GO): ligand-gated sodium channel activity
Source: RefSeq, a predicted model, not a curated record
AUGCUAAAAGAAUAUGCUCAUGAAUCAUCUUUACAUGGUCUGCAGUAUAUUUUUAAUGAAAGAUGCUCGCUGAUAGAUAGGUUCAUGUGGUUAGUCGUGUUUCUGAUGUCUCUAUUUUGUGCCCUGGCCCUCUGCAGUUCUAUGGUCGUGCGAUAUAUCAAUGGCCCAACUGUGACUCAGGUAAAAGACACACACUAUCCUUUGUAUUUAUUUCCUUUUCCCGGUGUUUCCGUCUGCCCUACUGAUAAGAUCAAAAGACAUGUCGCCUUCAGUUACAUCUACGAAAAGUUAAACCUGACAACAGGGAAGGUCAACAAUGACAGCAUUGACCAGUUCCUGUCCGCGAUGACAAUGAUGCAACACCCGAUGUACAGCAGGAUGAGCGAGUUCCUGGCCAACUGUCAGGAUUUACUACCUCAUCUCUCAAAGCUUAACCUUACAGACUUUAUGCUAAAGGUGAUGCCGACCUGUGAUGAGGUAUUUUCCGCCUGCGCCUGGCACGGGAUGACAGAGAACUGUUGUGACAUCUUCCAUAUACAACGCUCAGAGGAAGGAUUUUGCUACUCUUUCAACUCCUUUACGUCACACAGGCUAUCCAACUGUCCUCAGUUGACCUACGAUGAGCAAGUGAGCUUCAAAGAUGUGGAAGCGGAGGUGGACACUGAGUGUGUCUUGAGACGGAACUCCGCGGCUGGGACUACGACGGGCAUUGAGGUGUUUCUACGACACUUUGACACCUCCCAGCUUCUGAUCAACUGGUCUACCAUCACAGGGGAAUCUGGCGUCAAGGUCCAACUCCACACCAGUGACGAGUACCCUGAGGCCGGAAUGGGAGUCCUAGUCCCGGCCAAACCUGGGAUGAAAAUGACAACCACUAUCAAAGCUUAUCUCACCGAAAGUCUACCUGCCAUCAGGGGGCUACCAUUGGGAGAACGCAACUGUUACUUCCCUGAUGAGACGGAGCUGGAGGUUGCAGUACAAUACUCCCAACGUAGCUGUCUCAUUGAGUGUAGACUACACUAUUUCCAUCAGAUAUGUGGCUGUAGGCCGUAUUACUUCAACAUGCUAGAUAACAGAAUUCCAAUCUGCAAUGCUACUCAGCUUCUAUGUAUUGCAAACCAUGGAUCCAAUCUCAAGUUCUACAGACCACCAAACAACACCAACAUGAGAGGGUUUGCAGCUACUGAGACCGUCAGUCCACUGAACUGCUCACGAUGUCUGCCGACAUGUCAUGAGAGUUACUACGACGACGACACUGACCUGACCACUGACACACAACAGAGAGCGCUGGAGAACUACGGCUACCUCGAUCUCUACUACAAGUACGGAGGAGCUGUGUAUUAUCAACGAGAUGUCACCUUCGGCUGGAUAGAUCUCUUAGUUGGUAUUGGUGGUACUGCAGGUCUGUUCCUUGGUAUUAGUCUGCUAAGUGUGGUAGAGCUGCUGUUCUGGUCUGUAAAGCUGAUUCUAACUGGAUUCGUCAAGAAAAAAAUUCCCGCAGUACCUACAUCCCUCCCAAAAGGACUCGUAUACAACAAAGAUUUCUUGUAUUAA